Arxiozyma heterogenica is the source of this 1596-nucleotide messenger RNA. It is a transcript of the gene HXT14, whose product is annotated as Hxt14p. Gene Ontology annotation, biological process: transmembrane transport; carbohydrate transport. Gene Ontology annotation, molecular function: carbohydrate:proton symporter activity. The coding region runs from base 1 to 1596 and encodes 531 amino acids. The transcript has a single exon. Gene Ontology annotation, cellular component: plasma membrane. The record is from RefSeq and is a predicted model, not a curated record. NCBI's taxonomy places the organism in Eukaryota, Fungi, Ascomycota, Saccharomycetes, Saccharomycetales, Saccharomycetaceae.
AUGAAUGAACCAGGAAUGGAUUCAAUAAUAUUAAUAGAUGACGGUCCAGAGAGUAUAACAUCACCCUACUCUUCCAAAAGAGAUCUCCAUUCAACUCAAAGUAAUAGUCACCCUGUUGUUUUACAAAAACCAUUGAUAAUCCCUAUAUUAUUAUGUCUAAUCAUCUCCUUUGGAGGGUUUAUCUUUGGUUGGGACGUGGGAACGAUUGGUGGUAUAAUCAAUAUGAAAUCAUUCAAAAAUCACUUUGGAACUAUAUAUAAUACAGAAUCAAUGGAAAUUGACUUCCCUGAUAUACUAACCGGUCUUAUCAUAUCAAUUUUUAACAUAGGUGGAGCUCUAGGUGGAAUAUUCCUAGCAAAACUUGGCGAUUACAUAGGAAGAAAAUUGGGAAUAACUUUAGCUACCACAAUUUAUAUGCUAGGAAUCUUCAUUCAAAUCAUCAAUGAUCAAGUAUGGUACCAAUUCAUGAUAGGAAGGGUUAUAUGUGGCUUAGGUGUUGGUUGUAAUGCUGUCUUAGUACCAAUGUUUAUAUCCGAAAGUGCUCCAAUUAACAUUAGGGGUGCAAUGGUGGUCCUCUUUCAGGUCCUAGUAACUUUUGGUAUCUUAGUAGGAAAUAUAACAAAUUUCUUCUGUGUAACAUACUUCAAUGACUCUAAUUACUCCUGGGGUAUUCCUACAACUCUAGGUUUGCUAUGGGCUGCCAUAUUAUUAGUUGGGCUAAUAUUUGUUCCAGAGUCAGCUGAAUAUUUAGCAAUCCAAAAAAUGAAUGAGGAUAGUGCCAGACUGUCAUUUGCUAAGAUGAAUGGUAUUUCCGUAUACCAUCAUAAAACCGAUGAUUUUCUUAACAAUAUGCAAGAUAAAUUAUUUUUAUCAACUCAAGAAAGGAUAAAUAGGAAAAAAUGGCAUGAAUUUAUUUCUGGAAGUCCCAAAUUGGGAUUACGUGUAUUGAUAGGCGUACUAUUAAUGGCAUUUCAACAACUGUCAGGUAUUAAUUACUUUUUUUAUUAUGGAACUAUGCUAUUUGGAAAAGCAGGUAUGAGUAAUCCUUAUACUGCGGCUAUGAUAUUGUCUAGUGUCAAUUUUUUAUCUACAUUUGCUGGCAUUUAUCUUGUUGAAUCAUGGGGGAGAAAAUUCUCUUUAUUUGUUGGCUCAAUAGGGAUGUUUAUUUGUAUGACGCUAUACUCAAGUAUUGGGAGUUUUUUUCUAAGCAAUGAGAAAGCAGUUUGGGGAAUGAUUAUAGUAACAUGCGCUUAUAUUGUUUUCUUUGCUACUACAUCUGGACCAGUCACAUUUGUUGUUGUUUCUGAAUUAUACCCCAUUAGAACUAGAGCACUAUCGAUGGCUCUUUGUUCUGCUACUAAUUGGAUAGUUAAUUUUUUUAUCUCUUUAUUAAUACCAGUAUUAACAAAAAAUAUGGAUUUUUUUCUAGGAUAUAUCUUUUCAUUCUUCUUAUUUAUAUCAAUAUUCUUUAUUUGGUUUAUGGUACCUGAAACUAAAGGAAAAAAUAACGAUCAAAUUGAUUUCAUGUUUAGUUCCAUUAAAAAUGAGUUAGUUGAUCCGUUAAAACCAGAUCGAUAUGGUAAUGAAUAUUACUAA